This is a messenger RNA of Aspergillus welwitschiae, 1894 nucleotides long. Its product is annotated as MFS transporter. The coding region runs from base 1 to 1611 and encodes 536 amino acids. Gene Ontology annotation, molecular function: transmembrane transporter activity. The record is from RefSeq and is a predicted model, not a curated record. Lineage: Eukaryota; Fungi; Ascomycota; Eurotiomycetes; Eurotiales; Aspergillaceae. The transcript has 6 exons. Gene Ontology annotation, biological process: transmembrane transport.
AUGGAUGACACCACAAAGAAAGAUGUGGUAUACGUGGAAGACAUCGAGGAGGGAGGAGUUACGAGGGUUAAGGGGAAGGUGAUGGGCACCGUGAAGAUCACGGAGGGGACGGUGGUGUAUAUUCCUACUCCCACCGCUGACCCACAGGAUCCCCUGAAUAUGUCGGUUUGGCAAAAGUCCAUCAUUCUAGUUGUUAUUUCUAUCUUUUCAUGUCUGGGUCUCGCUUUGGUCAGUGGAUUCGGCGGACUAUUACAAUUCUACAUUCCAGGAUAUACUGCCGCGGGAAAGGACUAUGAUGAUAUUACCCAUUUGAUGACAUAUCCGACGUUGUUCAUGGGCAUCGGGAACCUCAUUGGUAUGCCAAUAGCAAUCGGCAUAGGAAGGAGAAUCGUCCUCCUAGCCUCAACCGUCGUACUCGUCCUCGGAUCGGUACUAUGCGCAACUGCGAAGACCUACGAAUGGCACCUUGGUGCCCGGAUGGUGCUUGGCUUAGCAGCCGGACAGAGUGAGGCAUUGAUUCCUAUGAUUACCCAGGAGAUUUUCUUCCUGCAUGAACGCAGCAAAGCCCUUAUGGCACAACUAGCCAUCCAGGUCACCCUAACCUCUGUAUGGACACUAUUCGCAGGCCCAAUCGCUGAGUCGAUCACACCAGAGGGAUGGUACGGGCUUGGAGCCGGUCUUGCUGGAGCACUGCUUUUAGUGGCACUUGUCCUCCUACCAGAAACAAAAUAUGACCGUCCUCUCACAUCCUACCAGGAAACAAACUCCGACCCAACGAGCACAUCUUCUGACUUGAAAAAGGACCUAGGCGCCGAGGUAUGCACCAUUCGCCCGGCCCUAGACUACGAGAGAUACGCGCCUCGUACAUGGAAAUCCGACAUGCGACUCUGGAUCGGGAAGCCCCAAUGGACAGAGACCUGGGACGUGCUAAGACAAACCUUCGAGCUCCUCUUCUUCCCGAACGUCCUUUGGGCCCUGCUUCUCAACGGCCUCACAAUUGGUGUAAACGUCGCCAUUGGCACCACCUACAGCACCAUCCUCGCCGAUCCACCCUACAACUGGCCCGACAGCAGCGCAAGCUACAUCAACUGCGGCCAGAUUAUCGUCGCUAUCGUCGCCCUCCCCCUUCUGGGCCACGGCUCCGACUACUUAGUGAAGUACUUCGCCAAUCGCAACAACGGCAUCCACGAGCCGGAAAUCCGCAUCAUCCCUCUCAUUUUCCCUAUCAUCGUUGGCACCUUCACUGCCGCACUAUAUGGCCAAGGCGGCGCGCACCCGUACGAAUACCACUGGUUCAUAUAUGCCUGGACAGUGGCAGCAUACUACUUCUGCUUCGUCGGCGCAAAUAUCGUUGGCAUUACGUACCUGCUUGAUAGUUAUCCUGGGAGAUCGGGACCCUUGUUGGUUAUUAUCUGUGCGUUUCGGGGGUUUAUUUCCUUUGGGACGAGUUAUGCCGUGUCGCCGUUCAUUGCGCUUCAUGGGUAUGAUGGGGCUUUUGGGACUUAUGCGGCCUUGACGGCGGCUUUUGGGCUGUUGGGGAUUCCGGUGUUUAUUUGGGGGAAGCAGAUUCGGAGGUUUACAGGGAGGUUUGCGAAGAAUAAGGCGGAUUGAUCAGGGGAGUGGUUACGAUGACGGGUAUAUUGUGUUUUUGUGUGCUUUCAAGUCAGCAUAUGUUGGUUUUGUUGACAUGUGUUUGUAUGUUCUUUUCUUCUAGUGGGAGGAAGUACAAUUUAAUGUAUGGACCUGAUGGCAAUGCAUGGAGUUUUGCACUGUACCAUUGAUAUGCAGCUGACUGUAGACUCCCCAAAACAGAUCUCCCUCCAGCAAUGAACGAUUAAUAAUUUGUUGGCUUUAUGAGACACAACUCUACAGCUCUUGGUAAUAAAGAGUAAGU